Messenger RNA from Anopheles maculipalpis, 1677 nucleotides. RefSeq lists its product as uncharacterized. Gene Ontology annotation, biological process: proteolysis. Gene Ontology annotation, molecular function: serine-type endopeptidase activity. The coding region runs from base 1 to 1677 and encodes 558 amino acids. Lineage: Eukaryota; Metazoa; Arthropoda; Insecta; Diptera; Culicidae. The record is from RefSeq and is a predicted model, not a curated record. The transcript is spliced from 6 exons.
AUGAAUUGUGUUUUAAAAUUUAUCGUACUUCCCUUGCUGGUGGUACUUCCCCAUUGGUAUGCUCCUGUGCAGAUGGAAUCGUUUCUCAAUACACCGCCACCGGAUUAUAAUCGUCGAACAUCUCUAAAAGAUUGUCCAAAGCGAUUCUACUCGGAUGUUGGAGAGUACACCGGUAGCUAUGGUGCAUUUGGCGGCUUUCGAGCAUUGCGUGGUGAAUUUCAGCACAUGGUGGCGAUCGGUUGGACGCGUGCCACCGAUAAAAUUGAUUACCUCUGUGGUGGAAGUUUAAUAAGUAACCAGUUCGUACUGACGGCGGCACACUGCAAUGCGGAUGCAAAUAACAUUAAGCCAGAUACAGUACGAUUAGGUGACACGGAUCUGGGAAGCACCGAAGAUGACGAGUUCGCACAACAGAUCCCGAUCGCUCGUCUGAUUGUGCAUCCUGAGUAUCGGGGAUCACGCAAAUAUUUUGAUGUGGCACUGAUCGAGCUGCAGCAAAUGGCGCAGUUCACCGAAGCUGUAUGUUCCGCUUGCUUGUGGCAAGAGAAGGACCUACCAGAAGAGCCGAUGGAUGCGGUCGGAUUUGGAGCGACUGGUUUUGGUGAAUCGCUUAGUCCGACACUGCAACGUGUGGUGCUGAACCACAUUCAGCAAGAAGAGUGUGCGAAAAGAAUCGCCAUAAAUAAGCGUCAAAUGCCUCAGGGCUUCCGUGCGGAUCAGUUCUGUGCGUCUAGCAACAGCAUGGAUACCUGCGAAGGUGAUUCCGGUGGUCCGAUCGGAGUGAAGCGGUUUGAUGUGGGAGGAGCGUUAACUCCUCUUGUGACUGGUGUUGUAUCGUUCGGGACUCCUUGUGCUGUUGGAUCUACCGGGGUGUACACGAAAGUGAGCGAGUACAUUGAUUGGAUCCAGCGUGCAACAAACGCGUCGUACAGUUAUAGAGUGUGCACCAAGCAAACGUUUUGUAUCGGACGACCCAAGGAAACGAUAAAUGUGAACUUUGAACGAAUCUACACUCAGAAUCGAUUUGGCAUGCUGUGGACGGAGAGCGACAGUUCAUCAAGGGAGUGUGGCGCCACGCUAAUCGACUACCAGUUUUAUCUCACAACGGCUUCUUGUGUUACAUCUAGCAAAGGUCAUCCAAAGUUUCUUGUUUCGUUGUCAGCGGAGCGUGCAGCCAUUACGGACGUAUACGUUUCCCCACUGUACAAGCCGGGCCGUCCAGAAAACGAUAUUGCGCUGUUGAAGAUAGCACAGUACGUUAACCAUACAGUGUACCGACCGGCCUGCCUUUGGGAUCGAAAAACCGACGGUGAAUGGUCGUUUGAUCCAAUGUUUACCGCAUUUGGCAUCAUAGGAACGGACGAUCACUCGGAAGAAACCGUCAUCGUUAAGGCGCGCAAUGGCACGGGAUGUGAGGAUAUGACGAUGCGUGGCACAGAUCUGCGUUGCUUCCAUAAUCAGGUACCCAUGAUGCCGGGCGUUUGUCGGAUGGACUACGGGGGUGCCGUUAUCGACAAAUCGUUCUGGGGAGAACCGGUAUCUGUGUACGGCAUUGUGUCACCGGUUAGCAAAAAUUGUGGAUCAAAUCUGUACAUGAUCGACAUAACACCGCACAUCUCAUGGAUAGAAGCAAUCAUCGUCGGUAGACGCGAUCAGUUUCUCGUGUUUUCCGAUUAG